AUGAUCAGAACUUUGAGCCAUUCAGUAGCCUUUAAAAGAACUCUCGUUCCAAACUUGAGAAGUGCUGUGCUCUUUAGUACACAAUCUUAUGCGGAUUCUCUUUCAAAGUUAAAGAAGGAUCUGAAAGAGGCGAUGAUUGCCAAGGAUGAUAUUAAGAAAACCACCAUCAGAAGCUUGUUGUCCACCAUAAAAAACAAGGAGAUAGACAAUAAGGGGAAAGAAUUAGAUGAAUUUGGCCUGUUUGAUCUUUACUCGAAGCUUAUCCAUCAAAGACAAGACUCUAUCUUGGAGUUUGUUAAGAACAACAGGCCCGAACUAGUGGAGAAAGAACAGAAAGAAAUUAAAAUUAUCAAAAACUAUCUCAAUGCUCUGCCAGUAGCUUCUAAGGAAGAGGUUGAUGCUAAUGUCUUGACAUUUUUGAAAAACCUCAAAGAAGCAGCUCCUGAUAUCAAGAUGAAGCAAGUGUUUGGAAAGGUAGACUGGACCAUUAUGCCAAUUGAAUGGAAAGCGUCUCCAAAUGUCAUUAAAAGUAGUAUUGUUGCUCAAUUUAAGAGCGUCUUUGAUCAUUAA
This is a messenger RNA of Lachancea fermentati, 570 nucleotides long. NCBI's taxonomy places the organism in Eukaryota, Fungi, Ascomycota, Saccharomycetes, Saccharomycetales, Saccharomycetaceae. The record is from the annotation of a GenBank genome assembly.